AGCUGACUGCAGUUCGGUAAUACUGUAGUUGCAGACGAUAAACCUCCACUGAUUCCCACAAGCAGCAUCACUACAGCGCGAGCCCACGGGCUUCGUCAGAUCUAAGUAGCAUUACAGCGCGAGAAAGACCUCGGACAUCAAUGCGCUCGUGAAUGUGAGCUGAAAAGCAAGGCAGAAGGAAAAAAUAGUUUUUCGUCUAGCCUACUCCAGCGCACUCUUUUUGAAAAUUAUAUAUAAAUAGCCUUCGAAUUUAUUACAGUAUUUGCAGAAUCAUUCGUGUUUGCUUUGAUGUUUCCAGCACAGUAGAUCAGCCUAACCAGCACACAUGCAACAAAAGUGCUAUUCAGAGAUGCCGUUUAAAGAGUGAUGUUACAUUUAAACGUGUACUGCACAGCACUGUUAGUUCUUUACAAAGUGAGGAAUGCUAUCUGAGCUCCUGCAUCAAUGUUUCACUGGGGCAAGUGGAAGAAGAGAAUGGGAGCGAACAGUUCUUCAAAGAGACCGGUCUUCGACGAAAAGGAAGAUGUGAACUUCGAUCACUUUCAGAUUCUUCGAGCCAUCGGGAAAGGCAGCUUUGGAAAGGUGUGCAUCGUGCAGAAGAGGGACACGCAGAAGAUGUACGCCAUGAAGUACAUGAACAAGCAGCAGUGCAUUGAGCGCGACGAGCUCCGCAACGUCUUCAGAGAGCUGGAGAUCCUGCAGGAGAUCGAGCACGUGUUCCUCGUGAACCUCUGGUACUCCUUCCAGGACGAAGAGGACAUGUUCAUGGUGGUGGACCUGCUGCUGGGAGGAGACCUGCGCUACCACCUGCAGCAGAACGUCCAGUUUGGCGAGGACGCCGUCAAACUCUACAUCUGUGAGAUGACCCUGGCACUAGACUAUCUACAGAGCCAGCACAUCAUCCACAGAGAUAUCAAACCUGACAACAUCCUUCUGGAUGAACAAGGGCACGCUCACCUGACUGACUUCAACAUCGCCACCAUCAUUAAGGAUGGGGAGAGGGCGACCGCCCUGGCCGGGACAAAGCCUUAUAUGGCCCCAGAGAUAUUCCAGUCGUUUGUGAGCGGGGGAACCGGCUACGCUUUCGAGGUGGACUGGUGGUCUUUGGGGGUGACGGCCUUUGAGAUCCUGCGGGGUUGGAGGCCGUACGAGAUUCACGCCAGUAACUCUGUGGAGUCUCUGAUGCAGCUCUUCAGCACGGUUAGUGUGCAGUACUGCCCUGCCUGGCCGAAGGACCUGGUCUCCCUGCUGAGAAAGCUGCUGACGGUGAACCCAGAGCACCGGUUCUCCUGCCUGGCAGACAUGCAGACGGCCCCCUAUCUGUCCACCGUCAACUGGGACGCUGUGUACGAGAAGAAGGCAGAGGCAGGCUUCGUUCCCAAUAAAGGGCGCUUGCAUUGUGACCCAACCUUUGAGCUGGAGGAGAUGAUCCUGGAGUCUCGGCCAUUGCAUAAGAAGAAGAAGAGGCUGGCGAAGAAUCGCUCCCGUGACAACAGCAAAGACUCCCAGUCUGAGAAUGAUUACCUUCAGGAGUGUCUGGAUGUCUUGCAGCAGGAGUUCAUGAUCUUCAACAGAGAAAAAUUAAAAAAGAGGCAGGAGGAGGGAGCCUCAGACGGAGGGGAGGCGGACGGCGAGGGCGAGGGCGAGGGCGAGGGUGAGGGUGAGGGAGAGGUGGAGGGCGAGGUGGAGGGUGAGGGCGAGGCGGGGGCCGAGGCGGAGGGGGGUACGGAGGACGAAGCAGAACCAGAGACGUCCAACCUGAACAUGUGCGGCUCUGUCUGCUCCUCUGCUGGCAGCUGCUAGCAAAACAGCACCCCCUGCUGGCCAUACGCACCAGUACCUUUCUGUCUCUCAGUGUCUCUCUCUCUCAUUCUCUCUCUCUCUUUCUCGCUCUCUCUCCCACUCUGCCUCUCUUUAUCUCUCUCUCUCUCUCUCUCUCUCUCUCUCUCUCGCUGUCUGUCUCUCUUUCUGUCUCUCUCUCUCUCUCUCUCUCUCUCUCUUUCUCUCUCUCUGGGAGCGGAACACACUGGCCUUGCCUGUAAACGCUCUGAAGCCUGCUGUUUGUAACUCAGACUGAAAUGACACGUCCCUCUGUAGCAGCGUGUGGUAGCACCUGAGGACCCGUGGCAGGGGACCGCCAGGUUCUGCCUCCCACACUACACACUGGAACUCAUUUCUAUGCAACAUUAGACAUGACACCAGAUUUAAUCUAGGAGGAAGGGCGUGCUGACCCACGGGCCGCUAGCGCGUCAGUGCGUUACCACGGACACCCGCGAGCGACUACUCUUUACAGCAGUGCUUUUGAGACCCAGUUCUGGAGUCCUACUGUGUGCGCUGAUCCUUGCUGUAGCCGGGAUCUUAGUCAUGUGAAAUCGCUGCCAGAAUGCGCUGAUAUAAUUUAGUACUUUCACACAUUCAAACCUAAUGCAGGUUUGGCUCUUUUGCCAUUUGGUGUGUCAUUGGACUCCUAAUCUUUCAUGAAUAGUUUAGUUUUAGUGACCAGGUGACCAUACUUGUCUCAGUUAGGACCCCAGUGACUUCAACAAUCAGUCUAUGAUUUAAUCAAUUCAGAAAUAUAACUGCUUUCUGAAGCAAUCAAUAGCCAUAUGGUGCAUUAUGUUAAAGCAUUCGUUGAUCUGACAGAUUCAAAUUCCUGGGAUAUGAAUGUGGAAUAUUUAUUCCUCAUUGUGUACAGAGCUAUUUCUGGCAUAAUGUGACCUUAAGAGGAUAAAUUCGUCAUCCUUCAACAGACAUUAAGUGUCUAAUUGGAACAAUUAACAGCUCAUUAAUGCUCAGAGGUUGCAAUUAUGGUAGGAAGGAAAGCCAGCGUACACAGUGGGCCCCAGGCCUGAGUUUGAAAAUCCCUGUGCUGUGGCACACUUUGCAUCCCGUACCUUGCAGGUAGUCUCACACAGUAGUGACUCUCAUACAGGACAGUCGCUAGCAGGUCAAAGCACACCUAGUGUCAGGAGUGUGUCUGUGCCACUGAGGUUUUUAAAUCAGUCUAGCAGGGGGAUAAUAAUAAUAAUAUAACAGGCUGCAUGUCGGCUAGACGCCGCCCACUCACCUGAGGGGACCAAGCCACUCCCACAACAAGCUGCCGAAUCAGUGAGCACUUAGGCCUCUUAGCGAUGGGCCUGGACCAGAGGGUUGCUGGUUUGAAUCCGCAUGCAUUUUCAAGCAAGAUGCAUGCAUAUGUAGGCCUGCCGGCAUAAGGUCAUACCGUUAGCAUAUCUGGUGUCCUUUAAUGUGAUGGAGGCAGGCAGGGUAUCUCAUGUAAUCCCCUGAGGGUUCUGACCUUAAAGGGAAAGCGCAUCAUUAUUCUUCAUUUCUGCUCUGUUCGGGCACGGACAUCUCUUGCGUGACAUUAGAAGGGCGUGCACUUUGUAGAUGCUGUCAUUACGAGUAAUAUUAUGCAAGUGUAGCUUCAGAAGCAGCCCAGAAUAAAAGCAACUGGGGACGAGUUUCUCCCUAGACCCGGCUGCCAGGAUGUGCUUAGUUUGUAUUUAGCACUGCUGCACCGCCACUAGGGUCGAUGUGGGUGCGGUGUGUACGUUAGCUAGUAUCAUAUCUGUUAGGAUUAACAUGCUGUCUUACUCUGGGGAAUGGGCUUCGUUAAACUCUAUAGAACAUGUAUGAUACAAAUAUAUUUCCUUGGUUUAAAAAAAAAACAAAAAACCAACAUAAACAUGAUUGUAUUUGAAUCUGACGUUGUUUAGACCACUCCCCUGAACAUAAUGUAAGGGGCUAUAUUUAG
Anguilla anguilla (European eel) is the source of this 3757-nucleotide messenger RNA. Its product is annotated as serine/threonine-protein kinase 32C-like. Gene Ontology annotation, biological process: protein phosphorylation; G protein-coupled receptor signaling pathway; regulation of signal transduction. The transcript has 12 exons. The record is from RefSeq and is a predicted model, not a curated record. Bases 445 to 1803 code for a protein of 452 amino acids. Gene Ontology annotation, molecular function: G protein-coupled receptor binding; ATP binding; G protein-coupled receptor kinase activity. NCBI's taxonomy places the organism in Eukaryota, Metazoa, Chordata, Actinopteri, Anguilliformes, Anguillidae.